GCGCUGGCAGAAAAAAAGGUUCACUGCACGCGGUGGUCGGUGUGACCGUCAAAAGCAAAUAGGAAAAUACCACGAACCGUGGACUCAAACCAUGGAACUAAACUUGGAAUUUGUUACACACCAACUGAUAUCGAGCUGAAGCUACAAAUCAAAACACAUACACGCGAGAUGAACAAGUCCCAAAAGGCCACAAAAGUGAAGCGUGGCAAGCGCCACGCCCACACCCACGCCCACGUCCACGCCCGUUCCAGGACUCAGCCGCAGGACUUUGCGGAGGCGGAGGUGGAGAACGCCCGCAAGGCGGUGGAGCGCAAGCUGAUCUACCUGUCCGAGUCGAACCGGGCCAACGCCCCCUCCCGUCCGGGAAAGCGGAGUGCGGGCGGAGUGGGGGUGGGCGGAGCAGGGGUCGGCGGAACAGCCGGGCAUGCAAUUCAUGGUGGCCAUGUAGUCCACCGACGCAAGCACUCCAAGAAGCCCCCGGUGCCUCCCAAGCCACCCAAGCCAACGGUCGACGAGGAAACGAGCUUUCACGAGAAAACAGACAAGUACGAGAAGCGGACACGCGGAGGAUACAAUGUGUACCUGGAGUCUCCACGGCGCAAUGGCCUUACGCCCCGGGAUUACGUGGCCGAGGCGGCAGAGAUGGCCGCCCUGCUGGCCGCCCAGCGAACCUCCAGCGGGACGACAAGGCCCGACCAGCUCCUGGAGGAGGCCAAGGAGGGUCAGGAUGGGGAGCUCGGGCGGCUGCAGCUGAAGCCGCUGAGCAGCUACGCCCAUGACCAUCACCAGCUGCCCAGCUACUCGUGCGGCGUCUGCGGGGCCAAGUUCCACAUCCGGUCGCUGUUGGGAGCCCAUCGGCACACCCACGACGACGACUUCAAGGUCCGCUUCCGGGGACGGCGCCAGCGGGACAGCAGCACCACCCUGACCGCCGGCAAUCUGUGCAAGUUCUGCGACCGCAAGUUCGAUCUGGAGCGCACGCUCCACAUCCAUCAGCUGUGCCACUGCAAGAAGAUCCCGCCGCAGCAGCGGCGCAAGCUGGCCUUCACGGAGUUGGCCCACGAGAAGAAGGCGCCGCUGCCCAGCUUCCAGCGCUGCUCCCAGCACUCCCAUCGUGUCCAGGGGAACGGGAACAGCUCCACCAACAUCGCGAAGCCUCCGCUGCUGCCGCAGCUGCUCCACAGGACCAUCAUGCAGGCGUCGGCGAUGUCAGAGCGCUGGCGCUAAUCUGGUCCAGAAUCGAUCGGACGACACAGCCAACAGAACCAACGCUUGCUUCUGAGAACCACAAAAAGACUUUUAAAAGGUAUAGCUUAAAAAAUAGAUAAAUUGUAAGGUAUAGGUUUACUACGAGAAACGGAAUCAAGAUAAGGAGACUUAGCUCUAGUCAACACUCAAUCAUUCUAGCGUUGAAUUGUCACACUCAAUUUACUUCGGCCAAUUACAGCUAAAUUGAAAGUUUUCAAAUGCGUGGGCGUAGUCUAGUAAUAGUAGAAAUAAUAUUCCAUGAUUAAAGGUAAUCGUGGUACGUAACGUAAGUUCUCUGAAAACCUGUAACUUAUAAAUCGGGCAAAUAAAUAAUCUGUGAG
This is a messenger RNA of Drosophila rhopaloa, 1589 nucleotides long. RefSeq lists its product as uncharacterized. The transcript has 3 exons. The record is from RefSeq and is a predicted model, not a curated record. NCBI's taxonomy places the organism in Eukaryota, Metazoa, Arthropoda, Insecta, Diptera, Drosophilidae. The coding region runs from base 169 to 1227 and encodes 352 amino acids.